Messenger RNA from Choloepus didactylus (southern two-toed sloth), 660 nucleotides. RefSeq names its product phosphatidylethanolamine-binding protein 4-like. The record is from RefSeq and is a predicted model, not a curated record. Bases 1 to 660 code for a protein of 219 amino acids. Lineage: Eukaryota; Metazoa; Chordata; Mammalia; Pilosa; Megalonychidae. The transcript has a single exon.
AUGCAACUGGCCACAGCAGUCCUGCUGCUGGGGCUGAUAAUAGUGGUCACUGGAGACGAGGAAGAAAGUGACCCGUGUGUUCAUGAGCCCCUGACCAAGGAUGAUGCUCUCUUAUGCAAGGGUCUUGAUGUUUUCUACCCAGAGUUGGGGAACCUUGGCUGCAUGUAUGCUCCUGACUGCAACGACUACAGAAAGAAGAUCACCUCCUGGCCCGAGCCGAUAGUCAAGUUCCCUGGGGCCUUGGAAGAUGCAACCUGCAUCCUGGUGAUGGCGGAUCCAGAUGCCCCUAGCAGGACUUCACCCACACGUCGCUUCUGGAGACAUUGGCUGGUAACUGACAUCAAGGGCACUGAUAUGAAGAAAGGGAAGAUUCAGGGCCAAGUGUUGACAGCCUGCCAGACUCCCUCUCCACCGGUGCACACUGGCUUCCAUCGGUACCAAUUCUUUGUCUAUCUUCAGGAAGAAAGGACCAUCUCUCUCCUUCCCAAAGAAAACAGAAACCGAGGCUCUUGGAAAAUGGAAAAAUUCCUGAAAUGCUUCCACCCGAGCAAACUCGAAGCAAGUACCCAGUUCAUGACCCAAAACUCCCAGGACUUGCCACUCAUCCAGGGUCCUGUAGCUGUGGAUAACAAGCCCAAGCACAAACCCAAGCAGAGAUAA